Pyricularia oryzae 70-15 is the source of this 1048-nucleotide messenger RNA. RefSeq lists its product as uncharacterized. The transcript has 2 exons. The record is from RefSeq and is a predicted model, not a curated record. Bases 427 to 804 code for a protein of 125 amino acids. NCBI's taxonomy places the organism in Eukaryota, Fungi, Ascomycota, Sordariomycetes, Magnaporthales, Pyriculariaceae.
GAUCUUUCUGCUCCACAAUGUCGCAAGGAUCCGUUCAGGCUAUUUGGUGCAACGAACGACAGAAUACUGGAAAAGUGAGAGAAUGAAAGAAGGGUCUACAAAUAGACUUGGCACAGGGGGGAAUGUUGACGAAUUUGUGAUUAUAAGAAGACGUCGACCUCGGAGGACUUUCUGAUAUUUUCCCUCGUCGUACUCAACAGCCUGGUCUGCUUUGCUUUCUAUCUACCAUAUACCAAAAAAAGAAGAAAAAAAAAGAAAAACUCCCCGGUUUCAUUUUCCCUGGCGGUUAUACUGCAGUGCAGCUCUUUUGAAUCCUUUGUUCCACACAUUCGGCCUUUGCUGUCAAACAGCAUAGCAAUAUUCACACGACCCAAACUAGAGUCCAUAUAUUCCCAACUCCCAACACAACCCACAACAGUCUACAAGAUGCAGUUCUUCAGCGUCGCCCUCACCCUUUUCUUGGCCGCCACCGUGUCUGCCAAGGCGGUACGUGGAGCUAAUGGAAACUGCGGCUUCCCUAACGGAAAGACGUGCAAAUUCACGGGCAAGACAAACGCCGCCGGCGCCAGGAUCUUCACAGAGCCGGCUGGCUCGCCGGGAGCCCAAUGCUGCCUGCUCCCCGCCAGUUGCGGCAACAACGACGUUGACAAUGUGUGCGUCAAGGACGACUUCAAGCCCGUGAGGAUGAGGAUGGUGGAUAGGCGCAAGGUUAUCGGCCCCAACGACGUCAAGGGACAGGGAAACCUCGGGAGCCCGAGGGUCAAGCGCGCCGACGAGGCUGAGGAGGAUGAGGAUGAGGAGUAAACUCUGUUCAAAUUGAAGGGAGUUCCGUACUGGUUGGUAAAUUUAUGCUUGGGUUUCGGCAAUUAUGCGAACGGGAAUUUUUGGGCUUAGGGAUGAGAAAGAUAUGCGUUGGAUGAGGAUCACAAGUGGUGAACCCUAGGAAACGUGUAAUCGGGUUCGAAGUAUAUAUUUUUAUCGGUUAUUACAAUAUGAAGCGAGCCUUCUAAACUCAUAUACCUAGGUAGGUACCUACCUACCUUACCAC